Molecule: messenger RNA, 2409 nt
Organism: Cyphomyrmex costatus
Lineage: Eukaryota; Metazoa; Arthropoda; Insecta; Hymenoptera; Formicidae
Product: beta-1,4-N-acetylgalactosaminyltransferase bre-4
Exons: 9
Coding region: 831-2033 (400 amino acids)
Biological process (GO): carbohydrate metabolic process; glycosphingolipid biosynthetic process
Cellular component (GO): Golgi apparatus
Molecular function (GO): galactosyltransferase activity; N-acetyl-beta-glucosaminyl-derivative 4-beta-N-acetylgalactosaminyltransferase activity
Source: RefSeq, a predicted model, not a curated record
UUAUCCGUUCGUUCUUUCGUUCGUUCGUUCGAUCUCGUAUAUGCACAUCCGUGAGCGUCGAAUUGACGAAACGGCACGACGCGACGUCGGCGCGUUCAUCACGCGCGCUCGGGAUGUAACACCGUGGUUGGCGCCCCUCCGUUUUGCUCUCCACCUGGAUGCUCCAGAUGCUGCGUGUCGUUCACGUCGUCGCGGUGGCAGGGAGACGGUGACGCGAUAAUCGAAGAUCGACUACGGUUGCUGCGCGACGAAGGAUCAAUAGAGAAAGGAAAAGAAGAGGACGAGUCCAUCUAAAGGAGGGCUUCGAUGGAUCUCGUUUGAAGCCUCGAAGGCCAAGGCUGCCGCUUACGCCAAACUGCGAGGGAGAAAGAGAAGAGGAAACCGAGAGUGAGAUAGAAAUCGGAAUAAAGAAGAGAGAGAUGAGCUAUCUGACACGUGGGCGAACUCCGAAGACUCACAAGCUUGGGCAUCGCUAAAGAGAGAACGAGAAAGACAGGCGAGAAAGAGAGAAAGAUAGAAAGAAAAUUACAUCUAAGAAACGUGAACACACGAUUUGCUUCCUUCUUAACGUAUUAUCGUUCGAGGGGACGAUCGGGAGGCGCUGCGAGGGUGAUGCUCCUAGUGAGCGAAAGUGAGGAGCCCCAGGCGGCUUUUCUCCCUUCGUGCUCGUUCAGGGAGGAGAAGAAGAACUGCAACAGGGUCGGUCCCUGGCCUGACGGCUGCAACUGCAGCUGAAACUGGAAGCGGCCAGCAGGGAGGAGUGCCUCGUGGUGCACGGCGGUGCUCCUCUAACGGCGGCUAGAAGGGAGUUAUGGUGUCUCGCACAUGCAAUGCCUGUGGCCGCCGCAGCCGUGGCACUGUGGCAUCGUGCCCAUCUCAAGGCGCUCGCCUGCGUCGUUCUCGCCCUGAUCGCCAUCCAGUAUCUGCUUAGCGGCGGUGUGCUCGAUCGUCGAUCCAUCGAAACCAUCUUCACGAUUAACACGACCAGAUACGCGGAUCGCUCGUAUAGAACCCACCCACGUGGAUUGAUCAUAUAUGGUCAAGCAACUGUUGUACCAAGUUCAGCCGCGGGUGGCAAUGUAUCCUCGACGACGAUACUCUCAAUACUGGCCAAGGGCUUCUCGAAUUCAUCUAAAUCCGAGCCGGUGCCAAUCAGAAAUCUGGUUGGCAGUGGAACCACACGAGAUCUUCCAGUGGCGAACGCGACUAGCAACGUGACGAUGCCACGGUGUCCCCUCAUCCCACCGAAUUUGGUUGGACCGGUGAUCGUCAGUAAAUCACCACCAUCAUUGUCCGAGAUGGAGAAGUCAUUCGCGGAGGUGAAAGCAGGCGGCAUAGGUCGGCCUGCAGAUUGCGUCGCUAGGCAUCGCGUCGCAAUAAUCAUUCCAUUUCGCGAUCGACCGCAGCAUCUGCAGACUCUCCUCUACAAUCUGCAUCCGGUACUGCUACGCCAGCAGAUCGACUAUCAGAUUUUCGUGGUUGAACAGGAAGGUACCGAGGCCUUUAAUCGAGCAAUGCUCAUGAACGUCGGCUAUGUGGAGGCUCUAAAAGAACGAACUUUCGACUGCUUCAUCUUUCACGAUGUUGACCUACUUCCAGAGGACGAUAGGAAUCUGUACACUUGUCCCGAACAACCCAGACAUAUGUCAGUUGCAGUGGACAAAUUCAAGUACAGGCUACCCUACAAUGAUCUCUUUGGCGGCGUGUCCGCAAUGUCACGCGAACACUUCCAGCUGGUCAACGGCUUUAGCAAUGUCUUCUGGGGCUGGGGUGGUGAAGACGACGAUAUGGCGAAUCGUAUUAAAGCUCAUGGUCUACAUAUUUCGCGAUAUCCGGCAAAUGUUGCACGCUACAAAAUGCUUGCGCACAAAAAAGAAAAGGCCAAUCCGAAAAGGUAUGAGAAUCUGAAGACAGGCAAGAAAAGAUUCUCCACUGACGGGUUGGCUAAUCUGCAGUACGAAUUGAUUGACAAGCGGAAGCCAAAGUUGUAUACGUGGCUUUUAGUGAGACUGACGCCACCUCAGCCCAGCUGAUGGCUACCAUGGAUCGGCUGAAAGCUCCUGCAUGCCAAGCUUCCUAGCGAGGUCAAUGCAAUUGUGUUGCGACAACGCGAUCCUGGAGCUCGCCGCUCUUCGAAGAAGCAAGAUUAAAGACGAAAAAUAUUUCCGUGAAGCCAGAGAAACGUAAAGACGUUUUCUGAAAACACUCCUGGAAAUGUUAGAAUUCCGAUUCAUCGAUGAAGAGACGAGAUCCUGAAUGCAUCGGUCAUUUUUAUCCCUAAUUAAUCUAACUGCAGAUAUAUUUGGCCAUCCAGUAAAUAAUUAUAUAUAAUAAUUAUGAUCCAAUAAUGAUGAAAAUAUGGAAGGAAGGAAUAUACUCGAAUGAGAAUGACGAACAAUUAUUGAGAAA